Molecule: messenger RNA, 870 nt
Organism: Salvia hispanica
Lineage: Eukaryota; Viridiplantae; Streptophyta; Magnoliopsida; Lamiales; Lamiaceae
Source: RefSeq, a predicted model, not a curated record
AUGGCAAAACAUGUCAUCUCUACUCCCUUCCUUGUUCUCUUCAUCCUCUUUAACACCAUUCAUUCUUCACAUUCAAACAACCAUACUGAUCUUGAAGCUCUUCUGGCAUUCAAGAAAUCCAUACAUGACGAUCCACUGCAGUCUUUGAGCUCAUGGAACGAAACAACGCAUUUCUGCUUGUGGAAUGGCGUCUCAUGCAGCAAAAGGCAUCCAAACAGAAUUGUCUCUCUUUCUCUUCCAUCACAAGGCCUCGUGGGAUCUCUUUCGCCUCAUAUAGGUAACCUCUCUUUCCUCAAAACCAUCAACUUGCAAAACAACACCUUCAGAGGCCCAAUCCCUCAGGAGAUUGGCCGCCUCAGAAGGCUUGGAAAGAUCGAGUUUAGUAAUAAUUCUUUGGGAGGUGGGAUUCCAUCAAACCUAUCACAAUGCAUAAAUCUUUACUAUCUGAAUUUGAUCGACAAUGAGCUCAUCGGAGCCAUAGUCCCCGGGAUAUCUUCACUUGUCAACCUCCAAUCUUUGGGCUUGUCGGACAACAUGCUUUUAGGGACUUUUCCACCAUUCCUAGGAAACCUCACAGAUCUGUUCCAACUUUCCUUAAGAGAUUGUGGCUUGCAGGGAGAGAUUCCGCAGUCGCUUGUUCAGCUUAGAAGAUUGCGGCUGCUAAAUGUGAUCAACAACGAUCUAACUGGUUCGGUGCCAUUAGGCCUUUUUAAUCUGUCGACCAUCGAGAUUUUCUCAUUGGCUGAUAAUCAACUCAAUGGCAUCAUCCCUUCCUUUACACUUCCCAACUUGAAAACUUUUCAUUUGAGCUCCAACCAUUUGACUGGAGAGCUUCCAGCUUCCAUCUCGAAUUCUUCUGAUAGGAUUUAG